Molecule: messenger RNA, 1317 nt
Organism: Dermatophagoides farinae (American house dust mite)
Lineage: Eukaryota; Metazoa; Arthropoda; Arachnida; Sarcoptiformes; Pyroglyphidae
Product: progestin and adipoQ receptor-like protein 1
Cellular component (GO): membrane
Molecular function (GO): signaling receptor activity
Source: RefSeq, a predicted model, not a curated record
UUUGUUGGUCCAAUAAUUGCAAAAUCAACAAAAAAUUUUUUUUUUUUUUGGACCGGAAUUUCUAAUUAGAUAACGUCAUAUAUGAAAGGAUUUGGAAAUAUGAAAAAUCAUGACAAGCUUUCGAUUUGGAAUAUAUUCGAUUCAAGAUAUCAUUGUUCGUAAUGAUGUUGUAAACUCAAUGAGAAUAUUCGUGAAUUCAUCUUGCAUUUACAGACGUCAUUUUUUUUUUACUUGGAACCGACAUCAAAACAUAUAAAGAAAAAAAAAUGGCGAUCAAUAAUUUCAAUUUCAAGUUUUCAACCUUAUUUUCGCACAGAAUCAAUUUUUAAUUUUUUUUUUAAACUCAUUCAUGUUACCUCGGAUACCAAGAAAAAAAAAUUUUCUUUUGUUUCCAUUUCCAAUGUAUAUGCUAUAAGCAUUACACAUGUGAAUGAGUCAAAUUAAACACCCAGGUUUGUAUAUCAUUUUUUUUUUAUGUUAAAAACCAUUCAUGACGACAGAGAAAAAAAUAUGCUAAAUCAACUUAACACGGCAACAGAAUCACCAGUAUGGAUUGUUGAUAAUCCAUACAUAACCAAAUGGUUUCGUCCAAUCAAUUUGAAUCAUUUUGAUUGUAUACUAUCCAUUUUUACCAUUCAUAAUCAAACGAUGAAUAUUUGGACACAUUUAAUUGGUUUAUGCAUUAGCCAUUAUUGUGUUUUGUUUGCAUUUCCAUUGCAUUUAAUUGAUUCAAUUGAUAUUUUGUUCAUGUCCAUUACAUACACUGGUAUAACAAUGUCGUAUUAUUGUUCCAUUCUAUAUCAUAUAUUCAAUAUUGGUUCAUCAUACGAACAAUCUUGUUUUCUUUCACGUUUAGAUUAUUUUGGCAUAAUUUUCCAUCUGAUUGGCUGUAUGUUAACAUUAGUCUAUUUUGUCUACUAUCAUCAAUCGUUUAUUCAAUUUGGCUAUGUCACAAUGUUCAUUUGUGUUGGAUCAAUAUGUUUAUGGAUGAAUUAUCAUUCAAUGUUCACAUCGAUUGCAAACACAAAUAUGAAUAGUUCAAAACGUACAAUGAUUUUUAUAUUGGUCGCUACAUUAUCAUUGCCACCACAAUUUACAAUUGUCGACAAUUAUCCAUGGAAAAUUGUCCAUAAUGUCCUGAUGACAGAUAUUUCAUAUCUAUUGGCUGGAUUAAUUUAUUCAUUAAAAUAUCCGGAACGUUUGUUUACCGGUCAUUGUGAUUUAUUCAAUUCACAUACAAUAUUUCAUAUUAUUAUCGUUAUAGCCGGCAUUGGAUCAAUGCGUUCAUUAUCAAUGAUAUCAUAUUAUGAAAUUAAU